This is a messenger RNA of Alternaria ethzedia, 1392 nucleotides long. RefSeq lists its product as uncharacterized. The coding region runs from base 1 to 1392 and encodes 463 amino acids. NCBI's taxonomy places the organism in Eukaryota, Fungi, Ascomycota, Dothideomycetes, Pleosporales, Pleosporaceae. The transcript has a single exon. The record is from RefSeq and is a predicted model, not a curated record.
AUGCUACCUACCGACCGGUUCACAUUUUCCCGCGACCGCACCCGCUACCCGAGAGCACGUUGCGCCAUCUUUGUCCACGACAUCGUGACUUCGAAGGGCUCCAGCUCAAGUCCAAGACUGACCAUGGCCGUGCAUAAGCCUCCACAUGAUAACGUCAGUCCUGCCAAGAAACGCAAACGCGACACCCAAGAGCAACAAAUAGACGACGUUGAUACUUCUAAACCUACCGCUCUUUUCGCACCAACCAAAGGUCGCGACUGGACCGUCACCAUCGCUUUGCCCGGAAGCUGGACUCUCAAUGCCAAGAAGCCCGAUCACAAGACUAUCCAAGUCGGACGAAUCGCACGCGCAGCUGCCAUCUACUGUGUCGAUGAAAUCGUCGUAUUCGAUGAAGAUCCUACCAAUGUCGAUCCCAGAGUCGUUGAUCCAAGAUACAUCCGCAGAGGACGGUCCAAGCAACAAGUCCUCGACUCUAUCCUGGAGCACGAUGAGGCAUGGCAGAGCCCAGACCAGUUCCUUUGCCAUUUAUUGUCUUAUGCCGAAUGCCCACCUCAUCUACGAUACGACGCCGAGGAUCCCCGAUUGAGCAUCUUCAAGGAACAUCAGAAUCUCAAAUGGGUUGGUAAUCUCCCAAGUAUGGAUAUGCCGCACCAUCUUCGAAGCCACGAGUGGUGUCGGUACCGCGAGGGUGUCUUUGUCGGCCCAGCCCAUUUGCCCGCAUCAUUGAUACCCAAGAACAACAGCUCAGGGACAUCUCUGUCUCAUGACUCAGAGUAUGCAUACGUCAAAUGCGGUCUGCCGCAUCCCAUCCGCGUCCCUGUCCCCAAAGAAGCCCCUCCUGAGCAAGGCAUGCGCACAACCGUUCGCUUCACCAACGCCGAUGCACCUCCCAACUGGCCCCACCUAUCUCAGCAGGAAUGUAAUCUACUAAAUGCUACGGCAUGCGCGGCCAGUCUUCCACGUGAGGAAGGCGGCUACUACUGGGGUUACACGGUCCGACGCGCUCCAUCACUCAGCGCCGUCUUCUCCGAUUGCGAAUACCCAGAUGGCUAUGACAUGUCUAUAGGAACAUCGGAACGCGGCCAGUCCGUCUAUUCACUAUUUACUGACACCAGCAAUGAGUCUGCUACGUUUGCAGCCAAAGCCAAAGCUCACAAACCCUUUAAACACCUCCUUAUUGUGUUCGGAGGCCAGGCCGGCAUAGAACCGGCUAUUGCCAACGACCCGGUUCUCGCGGCAAGAGGAUUGGGCAAAUCGAUGGCUAGCGAGCUUUUUGAUGCUUGGGUUAAUUUGGUUCCGGGACAGGGCAGCAGGACAAUUAGAACAGAGGAGGCUGUUGUCAUCGGCCUUGCGGCGCUGAAGCCUUGGAUGGACAGAACGAUGCAGGUAUAG